CGACUAUUGUUCUAAAGCGCACAUUGCUCUUAGGGGCAAUAGGGUACACUGGGAGAGCUCUUAGUGUUCCUAUGACUCAGCUGCCCAACCCGGACGCUAGUUGCAAGGCGAUCUUGGAUUGGGAUCACCCCUUGAUCUCGAUUCUGUUGGUCCCAUUUGGUCUUGCCCACACUUGUGCAGACGUAUUCUAUUCUGGUCACUCCAUAUCGGUCACACUUGCUACAAUGGUCUGGUGGGACUAUACCUCGUCGAUUGCCUCGAGGCUCUUCGGCCUCUUCUGGGGCCUCUUUACUUUGCUGGUGAUAAUGAGCACACAUUUCCACUACACAUUGGACGUGGUGUAUGGUGUGGCCGUAACGUUCAUUGCAUGGCGUUUGUAUCACUACGCGAUGAAA
Messenger RNA from Perkinsus marinus ATCC 50983, 395 nucleotides. RefSeq lists its product as hypothetical. Lineage: Eukaryota; Perkinsozoa; Perkinsida; Perkinsidae. The record is from RefSeq and is a predicted model, not a curated record. Gene Ontology annotation, cellular component: Golgi membrane; endoplasmic reticulum membrane. The annotation marks the transcript as partial. Gene Ontology annotation, biological process: ceramide biosynthetic process. The transcript has a single exon. Gene Ontology annotation, molecular function: ceramide cholinephosphotransferase activity; sphingomyelin synthase activity.